Messenger RNA from Penicillium griseofulvum, 1242 nucleotides. RefSeq lists its product as uncharacterized. The record is from RefSeq and is a predicted model, not a curated record. The coding region runs from base 1 to 1242 and encodes 413 amino acids. The transcript has 2 exons. Lineage: Eukaryota; Fungi; Ascomycota; Eurotiomycetes; Eurotiales; Aspergillaceae.
AUGGCAGACCCAGAUAUGGACGAGUUCGCACAAACCCGCGGCGCCGACGACCUAUUCGACGAUGAGAUUAUCCCUAUCUCCACGGAACAGCAGCAAGAACAGACAGAGAUCGCCACCCCCAAGCCAGAGCCAGAACCAGAGCCCGAGCCACAGGAGACACAGGAGACACAGGUACCCGAGAAGCGAGCUCCGGAGCAGCCAAGUGCACGUGGGGAGACUCCUCAGCGGGGCCGCGGAGAACGAGGCCGACGACGUCGGGGCAAAGGGCGCGGUGGACGGGAAGAGCAAAAACGGUCAGAAAGCUCUCCGCGCAAGAAGACCGCCAAUGCGCCUGCGGAUGCGCGCGAGGUUGCUUCGAAGCCUGAGAAGCCCGUUGAGCCUAAAGAGCAGACCAGUCCUGUCGAAGAGGGUAAUGGUGAAGAUGUGACCAACGGCGCCGACGCCCAACGUGUGCCAGCUGUUCGUGGCGAUCGGAGUGCCACUGGUGGUCUGAGAAAGCCCAAACUCACGGAGGAGGAAUUAUCCAAACGCAUUGCUACAGCCAAGGAGAACGCAGUAAAGAAGGCUGCGGCGCAUGCUCGUGCCGAAGCCGAUCAGGCAUCAUUCAUGGAGCGCGAGCAGGAGGCGGCGAAGAAACGUCGCGAGGAACUCGCGCACCGCCGCGUGAUGGAUUCCGAACGUGAGAAAAACAGACAGCGGAAGCUCAAGGCUCAGACGGGACGUGAGUGGGACUCGCAGAAACGGGAGGAAGAUUAUGAUCCCCGCGGUGGGGGUAGUCAGUUCCGACGCGGUAUGCAUGGUGGCGUGUCUGGCGCUGUGCGACGAGACUUUGAAGAACCCCGUUCAGAAGAUGCGGAUCAUUCUGGUGGUCGGGGUCGUGGACGCGGUCGAGGUGGCCGUGAUCGUGGAUCUCCGCGUUCCCCGCGUGCCCCGCAGGGAGAUCGGCCACGCAAGGGCCUAUCUGACAGUAUAUUUGCACCGACCCCUGCUGCGCCGGAGUUGGAUGAUAAGAGUGCAUUCCCGGCUCUGCCUGAGGGACCUAAGACUGAAACUAAACCUGUGUCUACGGAGACUAAGGCUAAGGCUGAGCCUCAGGCUAAACCUGAGACCAAGGCUAAGGCCGAGACUAAAGCCGAGGCAAAAACUUCUACAUCCUCCAAGUCACAAACAGCUAUGGAUAAAUUGGAUUCGACGUUUUCACCCAUCACUGGAACUUGGGCAGACCAGUUUGACGAUGAGUGA